Molecule: messenger RNA, 944 nt
Organism: Meloidogyne enterolobii
Lineage: Eukaryota; Metazoa; Nematoda; Chromadorea; Rhabditida; Meloidogynidae
Source: the annotation of a GenBank genome assembly
UUGUGGGUGCCAUAAUUUGUGUAUUUAUUUUUACGCGCCGUCAGAUGCGCUCAUCAUUAUCAAUUUAUUUGGCUGCCCUAUCUUUUUUCGAUUUUGUGCUUCUCCUCUGCGCGGCAAUAAUAUAUCCUAGUAUGAAUAUGUGCUUACAGGAGGGCAAUCGUGGCCCCAUUUGUCAUUUCUUUUGGAGAACAUCACUUGCCACAUAUCCACUCUCCUUAAUGGCUCAAACAGCAAGUGUUUGGACAGUAAUAGCAAUCACAGUUGAUCGGUACCUGGCUGUGCGUUAUCCUCUGCAUAUGAGAGCUUGGUGUACCGCAAAUAGAGCUAGAACAGUUGUUUUAUUUAUUACAAUUAUUGCAAUCCUAUUCAAAAUGCCCUCAUUUUUUGAAGUUACACUUAAUGAAUGUGGCCAUUUAAUGAAAACAUCUUUGAGAGAUCAUCAUCUUUAUUUUACAAUUUAUUACACUUAUGGUUAUUUAUUAUUAAUGUUAGCUACCCCAUUCCUUUUCAUAAUCGUUUUAAAUGCUCGGAUUUUGUCAAUUAUUCACCGAGCAAAUUUAGAGAGAUAUCGAAUGAAUGUUGUUAGAAGGUCAUCUAGACUAACUCGAAGCAGUCAAGGAAGUAAUGGUUGUGUUGUAAAACGAGAAAGUAACAAUAGCACAACUUGGGUAACAACUCAACUAGUACAAACUAAACAACAAAACGGUUCUAAAGAUUCGUUUUCGGGAGGAAAAGUUUUACAAAACAACAAUAAUACUUCAAACAUUAAUUCAAACAUUUCAUCAAAUUGCGAAAAACAUCAAGUUAUUGAAACUAUUAGUGGUAAUUUUUAUUGCUAUAAAACUUUCCGGAAAAUUUGGAGUUGUGAAACUUAUUGUAGUUAUAGAAAAUGUUUUUUUACAAUUUUGAUUUUAAUAGUUUUACAAACUUACCGGAAAGUUUGA